AUGAGGAUUUUAAAGGUUUAUGAAGUUGACGCACUUGACUAUCAUAAAUACAAUGAAGAUAAGUUUAAAGAGCAAGACAAGGAAAUGAUAUUAGGUAAAUUGCCAGACCACUUUGAGGUAAUGCAAAAAGUUAGCUUGGGACUAAGUGAUUUUCAAACUAUUAGCCCAGAAAUUCAAAAAUAGCAAUCAAUUGGAGUAUAACCGAUUUUAGAAUCUGGAUAAGAUUAAAAUAAUAAUUUAAGUAAUAGAACAAACUAUCUGAUGAAUUAACACACCUAGUCUGGACUGUAGAACCAAGUUAACUUAUAAGGAAACCUUCAAUAAAAUCAAUCUAAUGCAAAUUAAUCAAGAUACCCAUUUUAGAAUACACUUUAGAAUGCUGGCCAUCAAAAUUAAUACUAGCAAUAAAAUUAACAAUAGCAACAGAACUAGCCUAAAUAUCAAAACUAUAACAACAAUUGA
Molecule: messenger RNA, 462 nt
Organism: Stylonychia lemnae
Lineage: Eukaryota; Ciliophora; Spirotrichea; Sporadotrichida; Oxytrichidae
Source: the annotation of a GenBank genome assembly